AUGGAGAACACGUUGGGUCUUCGAAGUGACCUGGAGGAGCUCGAGUCCUUGUUAAAAGUUGCCAGGAGACCAUCCAUCAUCCGUAUGCUCACUGAGCAAUGCCAGCGACUGCGCGAUCAGAUCCAAGAGGCGGAAAAGUUGGAGAAGUGCGCUGCACAAGGCAGGCCCACAGCAGAGGUCUUCAAUACAAUUGAUCGGUUUGCUUGGGAUCAAACGCCGGCGCUUGUAAAGGUUUACGUACAUCUGGACGGCCUGAACGACCUUUCGCCAGACGCGACGUGUGUGCGCUUCGAGGAAAAUAGCGCAGAGCUGGUGGUACGGAACCUGCGGCAGAAGAAUUAUACUCUCAAAUUCAGUCCUCUUUAUGCUCCAGUCGACACAGAGAAGUCCAACUUCACUGUUAAACGCGACACUGUAACCAUCCGCCUGGCAAAACUGCGCCCAGGAGAACACUGGGACUCCGUAGCAAAGGCAACUCAAGCAAACGCAAUGCCAAAGCUUGAUCCGUCUGCCGAUCCAUCGGAGUCCAUAAUGAGCAUGAUGAAGAGCCUAUACAACGAAGGUGACAGCGAAAUGAAAAGGACAAUCGCAAAGGCCUGGACGGAGUCUCAAGAGCGGAAGAUGAAAGGCAUCCAACCUGGAGACGGCAUAUUCUGA
Molecule: messenger RNA, 657 nt
Organism: Eimeria maxima
Lineage: Eukaryota; Apicomplexa; Conoidasida; Eucoccidiorida; Eimeriidae
Product: calcyclin binding protein, putative
Exons: 9
Coding region: 1-657 (218 amino acids)
Cellular component (GO): nucleus
Molecular function (GO): ubiquitin protein ligase binding; S100 protein binding; tubulin binding
Source: RefSeq, a predicted model, not a curated record